CUUGUCUUCCUCAUCUUUUCAGUCACUCACAGUCAAACAACUCUUUUUCCUCCAUAAACCUUAAACUUACAAAUUUCUAAACGAAAAAAAAGCUCCAUCUUUUUUUCAUUCAUGGGGUCAAUCUAUUUCAACCCCUUCAACAACAACAACUGGUUCAACAAACCUUCAACACCAUUCCAACCCAUCAAUCUCUUAUCCCAUUUUAAUUCCCUAAAACCCCAACAAAACCCUUUACCUUUUGCAUCCAUUUCAAACCCAUUUUCAAGAAAACCCAAAAAAACAGGUCAAGAAAAACCGGGUCAUUAUCGCAAAAUGCUUGACCAGUAUUACUGGGAAUGUGAGACCCGACCCGAUUUUCGAUAUGCCCCGGAAGUCGAACGGGUGUUGAAUGAUGACCCGGUUUUCGAGAAGAAGGAAAACCCGAGUGAAGAAGAGAUUGAGGAAAAUGAGAAGUGGUUGGAAGAGUUUAGGGAAAGCCCUGUUGUGAAAUUCUUGGCACAAGCUGAAGAGAUUGCUGAUAAGAUUAAUGAGAUUGAACUUAAAGAGAAUUCGACUCCUUAUCGAAGGGAAGAUAAGAAAUUGUGGCAGGGAGUGCCAAAUGUCAUUGGAUUGGAUGGGAGGCCAAUGCCCAGAAAAGCCAUAAAGACAAAGAAGGAGUCAAAUGACAAGUUUUGGGAUUUUGCAAGGCAGUUCUUUUUUGGGCUUUGGGGAUUUCGUCAGCGACCAUACCCACCUGGAAGGCCCAUUGAUGCUGCACAGGCUAUUGGGUACAAAAAACUUGAAAAGCGAUAUUAUGAUUUUAUUAUGAGGAGCGGUGGGUUUUUCUACAAGGAUCGAUUAGGUCGUUCGAGGGGACCGAUGGAAUUAAUACAGCUUAAGACUGCUUGGGGUGCUGGAAUCAUUGAUAAGCACACCUUCAUUUGGGGAGAGGAUAUGGAUGAAUGGGCCCCCAUCGGAAUGGUUUAUGGCAUGGAAAAAGCAAUUGCCACUUGGGAAGUUAGACUAGGUGCUGCUGCUACUGCUUUCCUUCACAAACUACAGAAAGGUAUACCUCCUUGGGUUCCUCUUAAAGGACAUGAGCCGAAGACAUAUAAGCAGAUGCAAGAAGAAGCUUAUGAGAGUAAAAGGCGUGAUUUGGCUGUACUAGAAGCAAAUGAUGGGGUCUGGCCUGGUGUAAGGACUCCGAGUCAUACCCUGUUUCUUUGGGCUAGUGGCUCAGAACUGACAUCAAUUUUGGAGGCUGACCACAUGCCAAACAAAUACAUACCAAAAGAUCUCAGGAAAGAAUUAGAGAAGGUUAUUCCUGGAUUGAGGCCAUGGGAGGUUUUAAGUGUUGAACAAGCCAUGGAUCAAAUAACAUAUGGUGGUGAAUGGUACCGUGAGCCUCUUGGUUCAUACACAACUGGCCCUCCAUAUAUUGCUGACUGGAACAAGGAUGUCAUGAGAUUGUUUGAGAUAUACCACGAUCUCAGCGUCCAGGUCUACAACAAGCUGGAUAGGACAGUUCCCGGUUUUGGAACAGUAAUGAAGCAAGUUCAAAUUGAUUCAGCUGCCAGAGAAACCAAAAGGGCAAAGAAGAGGGCUGCACAGAAGAGGGCCGAGGAGGAAAUUGCAAUUUUUGGUCGAGUUCAAAGUAAAGAUGAGUAAUAUUGCUGGUUCAUGUCGAAAGAUUUUUUUUCCUCUUUUCUGUAAAUCACAAUUCAGAUUUCUCUGUAUAUUUGAUGCCUUGAUGGUAAGGAUUUGAUGCUGGAGGAUGCAAUUUAGGACCUGCUAGAAUUCACAUUUAACAUAUUUUUGCUGUGUUAUGAGAGCUUUUUUUGUAGCUUGACGAUGAGUUAGUAACUUUUCCAGUAUGAGCACUUGACGCAUAUUGGUUGCAGAUAGCAACACAAGCUUUUCCUUCAA
This is a messenger RNA of Lycium ferocissimum, 1905 nucleotides long. RefSeq names its product protein TIC 56, chloroplastic. The coding region runs from base 112 to 1647 and encodes 511 amino acids. Lineage: Eukaryota; Viridiplantae; Streptophyta; Magnoliopsida; Solanales; Solanaceae. The transcript is spliced from 6 exons. The record is from RefSeq and is a predicted model, not a curated record.